Molecule: messenger RNA, 1990 nt
Organism: Puntigrus tetrazona (Sumatra barb)
Lineage: Eukaryota; Metazoa; Chordata; Actinopteri; Cypriniformes; Cyprinidae
Gene: wasf3a
Product: WASP family member 3a
Exons: 8
Coding region: 1-1452 (483 amino acids)
Biological process (GO): positive regulation of Arp2/3 complex-mediated actin nucleation; actin cytoskeleton organization
Cellular component (GO): cytoskeleton
Molecular function (GO): protein kinase A regulatory subunit binding; Arp2/3 complex binding; actin binding
Source: RefSeq, a predicted model, not a curated record
AUGCCACUGGUGAAGAGAAACAUCGAGCCCAGGCACCUGUGUAGAGGAGCUUUACCUGAGACCAUCAGCAAUGAGCUGGAGUGUGUGACCAACAACAGUCUCUCUGCCAUCAUACGCCAACUUAGCAGCCUCAGUAAGCACGCAGAGGAUGUGUUUGGCGAGCUCUUUAACGAAGCCAAUACGUUCUACCUGCGUGCUAAUUCUCUACAGGACCGCAUAGAUCGCCUUGCAAUCAAGGUCACUCAGCUGGACUCUAGUGUGGAGGAAGUUUCACUCCAGGAUAUUAAUAUGCGUAAAGCCUUUAAGAGCUCUACUGUUCAAGACCAGCAGGUGGUGACAAAGAGCAGCAUUCCAAACCCCAUCACGGAGAUGUACAACACCAGCGACAAACCACCACCUCUGAACAUACUCUCUGCCUACAGGGAUGACCAUAUUGACGGUAUUAAGUUCUACACAGACCCCUCAUAUUUCUUUGACUUGUGGAAGGAAAAAAUGCUACAAGACACAGAGGACAAGAGAAAAGAGAAGAGAAAACAUAGGGAGCAGAAGCGGUGUGUUGAUGGUACAUUGCCCCGUGAGGUGAAAAAGGUUCGAAAGGCUCAUAACCGCAGACAAGAAUGGAACAUGAUGGCUUUUGAUAAGGAGCUACGUCCGGAUCAUCGUCAUCAUCAUUCACUUUACAGAGGAGCAUCGUCUGAGGGCUCGCUGUCUCCAGACGGCAGACCGCAUGCAAACUACCCAGUCCAAGCAUGUCAUGCUCAUGCACAGCCGCAUCCCUUUAUGCCUGUGGAGACAGCAUCAUCUAGUGCAAAUGGAGGAGUAGAGCACGAGUACCACAGCAUCGGGGGGACGGUGGGGUUGGGGGUGGCUGCUGAUGCAGGUUACAGAGUGGGUGUACUCUCUCGAACACAUCCAACUCCUCCACAGUACCCACCCCCUGAAAAUGGAGUCAAUGGAGCCAUCACGCUUCCUCCAACAGACUAUGGUAUGAUGGAGUACUACGCCAGUUCAGGCCCACCGCCCCCUCCAGUGGGUCCCAUCAUUCCAUCUGCGCAGACGGCUUUUGCUUCACCUCCAGCCACUCCUUAUCCUGGAGCGAUCACAUCAGCCUUACAGUAUCCUCUUCCACCUGUGCCACCUCCUGGCCCUGUUUUAGCUUCACCUCCUGAAGGUCCACCUCCUCCUCCAGCACCUCCCGUACCUCCUCAUCCUGUAGCCCUGGGAGAGGGCCGGAGACUAACCCUGCAGCCUGUCACAGACGCUCGCAGUGACCUGCUCUCAGCAAUACGCAUGGGUAUUCAACUAAAGAAAGUACAGGAGCAACAAGAACAGCAGGCUAAACGAGAGCCUGUUGGGAACGAUGUGGCUACUAUACUUUCUCGACGCAUUGCAGUAGAGUAUAGUGACUCAGAAGACGACUCAGAACUCGAUGAGAAUGAAUGGUCUGACUAAUUAUAGUCAACCACACACACACAACAGUAGAUGGAGACCUGUAUGAAAGUACCUUCAGAUACCUACAUUUAGUUGAUCUUUCUCAAAGGAUGUUUAUGUAAUAUGCACCUUAGGAAACUCUUAUGCACUCAAACCAGACAGAAGGAAGAUAUUUGAAAAGACUCAAGACUUUGUACAGAAAAUUCAGAAUUUAACAGUUAAAAAUCUAUAGAGUAAGUAAUCAUGUAUUGUAAGAAAUUAGCGCGAUCUACAAAGAUGUUGCUAUAGUUUUGUUUAUUUUGAUCAUUUUAAUACUUUUUUGCUAAUGUAAUUUAUUUAUUGCUUUAUUUUUCUAUCGCCUCUUUCCUCAGCUUGUAUUAAGAUACUGUGUGAAAAAAUCCUGUAUAAAUAACAUUUGCUCCCUCUCCAUCCAAAUUCCAUGGCAUUUUAUUGCAAUUAAAGAUUUUUUUUUCACAGUGAUUAACACAUGAACAUGACAGUAUUUAAUACGUUUACAAUGUCUUUAUAAACAUUACAAAAAUGCAGAUGAAUUUAUACA